AAUAUAAAAUUUAUAUUUGAUUUAUUUAGAAUAAAUCAAUCAUAUAACAAUAGAAAGAUUAUUAAAUAAAAAUUUAUUUCAAUUAAAUCAAUAUACAAUUUAUUAUUAUUUAAAUAUAAAAAUAAAUGAUUUAAAUCAAUAUGAAAUAAAACGAAAUUAUUCAUAUAGAACAAUUGAUUUAUUAAAUGAAACUUAUCAAAAUAUUUUAUGUUAUUUUAUUGAACAAAAUCAUUUUAUAUCAUAUGAUUUAUAUUCUAAUAAUUUAACAUUUAUUAUAUUCAUAUUUAAUUAUAUUAUUAACAAACUAUUCAGUAUAUAUUUAUCAUAAACAAAUAUAUAUACAAGCAACAGAAACAAUUUAUAAUAAUCAACCACCAAUUAAUAUUUAUUUAAAACGAUUAUUUAUUAUCUCAAUUAAUACAUUAGAUUAAUUAUUUAAAUUUUUAUUAGAAUCCUCAUUAGUAACAAUACAUUUAUCGGAUCAUUUAUUUUAUUUAUUAUAUUAUACAACUAAAAAUAUUGAUUUAGCUUAACAAAUUAAACAAAUAUCGUUUCAAGCUGAUAUUGAUUAUAGUUUAGUUGAUAAACAUUUAUUUAAAAACUAUUCAAACAACACAAUAUAUUAUUGAUCAAUCUACAAUUGAUAUUGUUAUUCAUUAUUUUCAAAGAUUAUUUAUGUCUUAUUAUUGAAUAUAUUAAAUUAAUUAAAAGAGUAGCAACAUCAGCUAGGAUUUAGCAAUUGACAUUUUUCUUUAAUUGAUCAAAAUAAAAACUUGAUUAAAAUUAAUUAAAAAUAUUUUCAUUGAAUAAUCUCUUCAAUGUUUUGCGUACAUAGAGAUGUGUGCGACGGAGAGAGUAUGACUGGGACCAGAAUUGGUACUAGGUUUAGAUCAGUUUUACUCGGACUAUGGUCGGUACCGGGUCCGAGAUAAGAACUAUGAAGGUCAUACUUAUUGUCUUGGCCUGGUCUCGAUCAUAGUCUUGGUAAACUGGUCUAACUCUGACUCCAAUUCCAUCCCGGUCCCACACAUGCUCCGUAUGUAUUUAACAAAGUAGCAAAAAAAUUAUCAAUUCUAUCAGGAGUGUUCAUUGCGGCGAUGCACAAGUUUUUCUUUUCUAUUAUCGCAGUAGUUUUUUGAGACGUGAUGAAUAGUCCUGUUUUCUAAUUGAAUAAUAAAUAACUUUUUUUUAAAUUGUUUUCCUCAAUGAAUCAAAUCAAUCUCAAGAUAUUCUGUCAUCAUCAUCAUAAACUAAUGUCAAUAGUCUUUAUCUUAAUACUCUUCAAUCUAUUCUGGAUCGUCUUAUAACUAAUGGUUUUCAUGCUCCUUUAAAUUGUCAUUUAAAAUUUUUAACUUAUCUUUUUAAACAAAAUUUUUCUCAAGCAACAUCAUUAAUACGUUUAAAACUUUGUUGUAAUAUAAUUGAUUUUGUUUGCUCAUUUUAUUAUUCAUAUUGGCCAUUAUCAUUUACACAAAAUGAUAUAGAUCCAUUAAUAUCUUUUAUUAAUUAUAAUCGUAUUCACAACACUCUUCAACAAGUUUAUUAA
Molecule: messenger RNA, 1546 nt
Organism: Rotaria sp. Silwood1
Lineage: Eukaryota; Metazoa; Rotifera; Eurotatoria; Philodinida; Philodinidae
Source: the annotation of a GenBank genome assembly